AAGCUACACCAGAGCCAACUUGUGUGGAAAAUGGCAAAUUACCCUUUUUCUAGAUCUUUCCUGAGAGCCUUUAGCUUUUUCCUACGGGAUAGCAGCUGUUGAUCUCUCCUUCCCCACGGCAGCAAUGCUAGGGUUCCGUGUUCUACUUCCCAAAGAUAUUGGAGUACUCUUUACCUUUCAUCAACACAUGUAUACCCAUUUAUAAAUUACUACAUAUUCAUACAAAUAUAGACUAUAGAGUAUUGAUAACAAGAUAAAUUUGUCGACAAGAAAUUGCCUUCUUCUUCUUCUUCUUUUGUUGGGUGUGUUUGGUGCUCUGUUUAUUUUCGUCGGAAUGGCAGCCGGAGGAGAAAAGGGGGAGGAUUUCUAUGCUGUUUUGGGGUUGAAGAAGGAAUGCUCUGAGGCGGAGCUAAGGAAUGCUUAUAAGAAGCUUGCACUGAGAUGGCAUCCGGAUCGGUGUUCAGCGUCGGGGAAUUCCAAGUUCGUUGAAGAGGCAAAGAAGAAUUUUCAGGCCAUUCAACAAGCCUAUUCUGUUCUCUCUGAUGCGAACAAAAGGUUUCUGUACGAUGUAGGAGUCGACGACAGUAAUGAUGAUGAUGAAAAUGGUAUGGGUGAUUUUCUUAAUGAAAUGGCAGUUAUGAUGAGCCAAAACAAGUCUAAUAAAAAUGCGGAGGAGAGCUUUGAGGAAUUGAAGGAGUUGUUUGAAGAAAUGUUUCAGAGUGACAUGGAGGCAUUUGGUUCAUCUACUUCACAGAGUGUGACCCCUCCUUCGUGUUCAUGUUCUUAUGCCUCUUGCAGUGAGAGCUCCAAUACCACAAACAAGCGCAAUUCCUCUGACAUGAACUCGGGAAAGGCCAAGAAUGGAGACUCUUCGAGCUUUGAUGUUCACUUUGAUGGUUUCCGCGUAGGGGUGGAACAUCAGGAAAAUCGCAGGAGAGGGGAUGGAGCAAGAGGAGGAAUUGCGGGAAAUAGGAGGCGUGGCAGGAAACAGAAGGUUUCAUCAGGCCAUGAUGUUUCCUCCUCUCGUGACUAUUCACACAUUUCUGCUUGAUCGCAGUUGUAUUUGAACAUUGAAGCGAAUGGCUGAAUCAUUUCGAGUCCUUAAACCUUGACUUCGGCAUUACACCGAUGAGGAUGUACAAAUCGGCUGAUGAAAAUUUACUAGCAAAAUUUUCAGAUUACAUUGGAUGAUCGUGCAGAAACAACAUUAUUCAGUAUUGGCUGGAAUCUAGGCAUUUUGAGUUUAGCGCAAAGAGUUCAAUUGUAGAGAGGGUGUGUCCGGGCUCCUCUUCUUGUUUCUUUCAUGUUUGGUGGCUGUGAUGCUAUUCUUUAACACUCAAUUGCAGUCUUGUAGGCAAAAAUAAAAAGGUGAAAAGAUGGGAAAUAUAUAAAGGCUAUAGUUGAGUAGUAUUUCUUUUCUAUGUGACUUUCCUUUCAUGAUUAAGGUCUCGUAUGGUAAAAUCCUGCCUUUUCUGGUUCA
Molecule: messenger RNA, 1480 nt
Organism: Rhododendron vialii
Lineage: Eukaryota; Viridiplantae; Streptophyta; Magnoliopsida; Ericales; Ericaceae
Exons: 6
Coding region: 335-1051 (238 amino acids)
Source: RefSeq, a predicted model, not a curated record